Mytilus californianus (California mussel) is the source of this 2261-nucleotide messenger RNA. RefSeq names its product innexin unc-9-like. NCBI's taxonomy places the organism in Eukaryota, Metazoa, Mollusca, Bivalvia, Mytilida, Mytilidae. The coding region runs from base 1 to 1164 and encodes 387 amino acids. The record is from RefSeq and is a predicted model, not a curated record. The transcript has a single exon.
AUGUGCGGGAUUCUCGCAAAGUUUCGAGGGAGGUCGAAUGGUGACUGGAUUGACCGAAUGUCUCAUGUUUAUACAACAUCGAUGUUUAUCAUCUUUACUUUUGUAGUUGGUUUCGUUCAAUUUUUUAAAGAUCCGAUACAAUGUUGGACUCCAGCAGAGUUUACAGACUCGAUGGUGUCUUAUACCAAAAACUAUUGUUGGGUGCAGAAUACGUUCUACGUUCCCAUGUUUGAUCAAAUCCCGGGAAAUAUUUCCGAGAGUCAGGAUGCACAAGUUACGUAUUAUCAGUGGGUUCCAUUGAUUUUGAUUUUCAUGGCUUUCUUAUUUAAACUUCCGAAUGUCGUUUGGAGAAUCUUUAACGGUGGGUCUGGAAUGGAUUUAGAUAAUGCGGUACAAUUCGCAGAGGAGUCACAGCUUGUAUCGAUUGAGGAUCAAGAAAUAUCGAUAAAAUCCCUAGCUAAUUUUAUGGACAAAUGGUUGAUCGCAAGCGAUGCAAAGAAUGGUAUAGCAAAACAAAUUGCCGCGAAAUAUUUAGUAAUACUCUAUCUAUUUGUCAAGAUCUUGUAUGUUUUAAAUGCAAUAGGACAAAUAUUUCUUUUGAAUGCUUUCCUUUCUACUAGUUUCAACUUUUAUGGUUUUGAGUUUUUGGAAAAUUUAAGCAGCAAUAGGCCUUGGAGGGAAUCACCAAGAUUUCCAAGAGUAAUCCUUUGCAAUUUUCAGAUAAGACAGCUUCACGCUGUACAGAUAUUUACCGUGCAAUGUGUUUUACCCAUCAACCUUUUCAACGAGAAGAUCUUCAUCUUUAUAUGGUUCUGGCUGGUUUUCAUCGCUAUUUUAGCAGUAUUUAAUCUUUUCAUGUGGAUUAAAUUACUAAUGCUUAACUUCAACAAGACACAAAACUGCAAAAAGUACUUGAAAAUAAACAACGCACUUCACACAAGCCUUGACAAACAACUUUGUGACCAGUUCGCAGAAAAUUACAUGCGUGAAGAUGGAGUUUUUGUACUGCGAAUGAUCGCGAUAAACUCGACUGAUCUAGUCGUUACAGAUCAAGUUAAAGAGCUGUGGGAAUUGUACAAAAAUAAACAAAGCACAGUCAAAAAUGAUGAAGCCAAAGAAUUAAAACCAGAAAUGGUAAUGAUGAUGACAUUUAAAAGCCUCUGAAUAAUGAAUACUUAUGACAUUGACACUAAGUGACUUAUUUGUCUAUCCAAAGUCUUCCAGAUCAAAUUGUUUGUGGUUCAAGAUCAGAGAAAUUAUCGUAUUCGUUGCAUUUUCAUGAUAUAUAAUUUCUAUGGCUAGGAAAGUUCAUGUAAAUGGGUAAUUUUGUAUCUUUCUUUAUUUUUCCUUAUGGUACAAACAUAUAAAAGAAAAGGAGCACUUCGUGAUUCAUCUAGUUUUUUUUAUUGAAAACUUGAUGUAUCACUAAGGAGCAAUAAACCAUAGAGAAAUUUGCCAACAUUUCCAAAAGUUACCUUUUGCGAUUAGCAGAUAAGACAGCUCUAGAAUAUUCAAAAAUUUACCCUAUCCAAAGAAAAACUCUUCAUCUGUUUUGACAGUAUGCAAUCUAUGUAUGUGGAUUUAUUUGGUCAUUUAACGCUAACAAAACACAGCACUGCAAAAAGUACACGAGAAUGGAUUAUUAGCUCCUAACAAAGAUUUAUAUAAAAAAAUUGCAUCAUAUUCGAAGAAAACUACAUUCGUGACGAUGAUCUAUUAGUGCUGAGUUGUUGUGAAAUAUUCGUGUGAAACGGUUGUUACCGAAGCCGUUAAAAAGAUUUGAACAAUAUACAAAAUCAAGAACGGAUUCCCACAACAAAUGAACAUGUCGCAUAAUUGAAUUAAGUUGUUAGGUAAGCCAUGUAUACCAAGAAUUUAUAUUUUCCAAUUCAUCUCUGUACUUUUGAAAUUAGAAAAUAAUUGUUUUAUCUCGAUUUUCUAAAAAUAUUACUAUUUUGUGUUUCAAUUUAUCUUUGACAUCAAUUCGCUGCUUCAGAAUCUGAUACAUUCUGGGUAAUUUUUUCAAAAGCGUACAUCAAAACGUUAUGAUUGGUUUAAAACGUACUAAACAAUGGAAAUUCAACCAAUGACGUAACGUUAUUUUCAGUUUUGUGUACGAACAAUGAGAUUACCCAUAGUCCUUUAGAUUCUGAAAAGGCGAAUUAUCAAUGUUUAUUAACAUAAAUGUACAAAAAUGUACCGUGUGGUAUAGUGCCGUAUUGCUACUCUGUCCGAUAAAUUAAACAAAAUGGCUAGGUCAA